UAUUUACGCACACCCAAUCCGUGGCCCCACAAAGUCGCGAGACCUCCUCGUCAACCUCCUCCUGGCCUUGGCGAAAGCUGCCAUCUAUAAUAGCAGAAGGAGGAUGUUAGACGAGGGGGUUCUCUGCGACUGUGGGGCCUAUUUCCGUUCUUCCCUAGUGUCACAAAUCCGAGCAGAGUUCCUCUGGGCGGUGUCCACUGGCUCCAUCGACAGCUUUGAGGAGCAGUGGGCGCUGUCCGGGGUUCUCUGCUCGGUGUCCCCAUCCAGUUCCCUUAUUUUAAACCUGUGACCCGCACUCCUUGACCCUGUUGUCAUUUUUUGUCCCCUGGAUUCAGUUGAACAUGGGUUCAGUGUCCCUCCCACAAGGUUGGGGAGGGGCUUUUAGAAUGUGGGCGGGCUUUGCCCGCCCACCUUCCCAUGAUUUCAAAUAGGCCCAUUCACAGCUGGAGCUCUUAGCGCUGGCGAGCCCAGACUUUGGAGGCAGAAUAUGAGGCGCUGUUUGGGGUUUUUUUCCUUUCUUAAGUAGGGGCGGGGGAACCUUUUUUGGGUCGGAGCCACCCACCCACAGAAAAAUCAGUCAGGGUUCUCACACAAGUGAAAAGCGAAGCAAAUUAAAACCAGUCUCCCUGACCUGGCCCCUGACUGGAAGGAGAAUGACAUUUCCCUUAUCUCCCUUGCACACCACAGCCUAGGGGACCCAGGCUAGGAGAUUCUGUGUGCUCCAGUUGGGAGGACCCUGGGAGCUGAGGGAGAGCUGGAGCACCAAUGCUUGGGUGGGAGCUCUGAGCCUUGGGGGUCAGAUCUAGCCCCCAGGUUUUAGGUUCCCCAUCCCUGUUCUUAAACUAUUCUCAUAAUCCAACUUCUAUACGAUCUUCUCUUUCUCCAGGCUACUGAGGUCAUAGUGUCCCUGAUGAGAAGGAUUGGGGGUUUAAGGCAGGUCCUGUAUAUGUAGAGUCCUACAAAUUCACAGGUAUAUCCAAGGCCCACUUUUAGGGCUGUGGAUACCAAUUUUGUAUGUAGAACCCUGCAAAUUUGCAAAUAACAUAGAUACCUGCAUCUAUGGAUGUGGUUGUAGAUAUCCGUGGAUCAGUUUUGCAGAUGCAAAUACCAAUUUUGUAUCCACACAGGGCUCUAUGUAUUUGUAUGUUGAAGCUGACGGAGAGUCAGAAUAUGAUGCAUUCUGAGAUUUCAUCUCAAAGCUGAAGCAAAAUGAAUGAACAUCCUAAAAAAAGAAAAAGGAAGACUUUACAUCCUUCACGUUACUCAGAUUCUUCAGGUGUAAGCAAAUAUAUUGACAACAAUGGAAUCUUUUCUGACCACUGUUACAGUGUCUGUUCUAUGAAACAGCCAGACAUAAGACUUUCUGAAAACAGAGGUAAAUUCCACGCUCCUGCACAGACCCCAGAUACUGAUGAUGAUGGCAGCCCUGUGCAUGCCGGGACAUCUCAUUGGACUGGAACACAGUCAAAUGUCAUGGGGCUGCCCUUUGCAGAGACAAAAAAGAAAGAGAAAGGUGCUAAUAAUGGAAUUUAUAAAGAUAUGUGUGAGUCACCUGUAUUCGGUGACAGUCCAAUUGAUGAGGAGAAACCCAUAGAUAUUCAAACCAUAGAAAUUUCAACUACAGAAGUUAAUGCUGUAGAAGUUCAUGACAUAGAGACACAAACUGUUUCACCUGAAAAGCUAGAAGCUGAAGACAUUGAGGAAAUACCUGUUGAAAGUUGUAAGCUUUUUGAGAAGAACCAUGCUUUGAAUAUCACUGCUCAGCAGAAGUGGCCUUUGCUGAGAGCCAACAGUAGUGGCCUAUACAAGUGUGAGCUGUGCGAGUUUAAUAGCAAGUACUUCUCUGAUUUAAAGCAGCAUAUGAUCCUGAAGCAUAAGACAUGUACAGAUACCAAUGUCUGCAGAGUAUGUAAAGAGAGUUUCUCCAGCAAAGUUCUGCUGAUUGAACAUGUAAAAAUACAUGAGGAAGAUCCCUACAUCUGUAAAUACUGUGACUACAAAACCGUGAUAUUUGAGAACCUCAGUCAGCACAUAGCAGAUACUCAUUUCAAUGACCAUCUUUAUUGGUGUGAGCAGUGUGAUGUACAAUUUUCCUCGAGCAGUGAGCUCUAUCUGCACUUCCAGGAACACAGCUGUGAUGAACAGUAUUUAUGUCAGUUUUGUGAGCAUGAAACCAAUGAUCCAGAAGACUUGCAUAGCCAUGUGGUAAAUGAGCAUGCCUGUAGAUUAAUAGAGUUAAGUGAUAGCUAUAGCAACAAGGAGCGAGGACAGUAUAGCCUGAUAAACAAAAUUAGUUUUGACAAAUGCAAGAACUUCUUUGUAUGCCAAGUGUGUGGCUUUAGGAGUAGGUUGCAUACGAACGUCAACAGACAUGUAGCUAUUGAACACACCAAAAUAUUUCCUCAUGUUUGUGAUGACUGUGGAAAAGGCUUUUCAGGAAUGUUGGAAUAUUGCAAGCAUUUAAAUUCUCAUUUAUCCGAAGGGAUUUAUUUAUGUCAAUAUUGUGAAUAUUCAACAGGACAAAUUGAAGACCUUAAAACUCAUUUGGAUUUCAGGCAUUCAGCAGACUUGCCUCAUAAGUGUACUAAUUGUUUAAUGAGAUUUGGAAAUGAAAAAGAUCUUGUCAGUCACCUUCAGAUACAUGAGACAACUUGAUGGUUUUAUUUUCUGUAGUCAAUUUAUUAGAAUUAAAAUGUAUUUUUCCAGUGUGUCAUAAGGUAAUAUUAAAUAUAGUUGUAACAGUCUACAGUGGAUAAUUGUAAUGCCAGUUGGCUGAUUUUUUUUUAAAUCAAAAAAUACAUUUAAUGACUGGUAUAUUUUGUUUUGGGGAAUUUCCUGGCUUUACAGCUUGGCUGGUCAGGGAACAGCUAUAUUUAAAGGUGAUUGUUCAGUCAUGUGCAGGGAGUGGCAUAUUAUAGUAGCCAUUUUUGAAGUCAUUCCAUCUGCUAACAUGUAAUUGGAUGUGUGAAGAACAAGAAGGUACCUCUUUCUCGGUAAGAAAAAUAGAAAAGAGAACAAAUUUC
Pelodiscus sinensis (Chinese soft-shelled turtle) is the source of this 3023-nucleotide messenger RNA. RefSeq names its product zinc finger protein 639 (gene ZNF639). The record is from RefSeq and is a predicted model, not a curated record. Lineage: Eukaryota; Metazoa; Chordata; Testudines; Trionychidae.